AUGGAAAGAGAACUCGAGGCCCAGAUGAAGGAUUCUCUGGCAGAAUCGCAAGCACUUCGAGAGAAGUUCCAGGACGAUCUCGAGUGCAUGCAACAAGAUGCACAACGACGCCUUGUGGAAGAAAAGGCGAAAUGGAAAGAGCACAUACUUCGCGCGGAAGGAGAGAAAGCCGACGCCAUCCAACAGGCGGAGUUCCUCCAAGAGCAGCUCAUUACGUCUGCCAACGAGGUCUGGAUAGCAAGGGAGCGAAUAUUUCAGCUAGAAUCGGAGGCUCAAUCCAUACGCUCGAGUCCACCGCAAGUGGUCGAGAGAGCCGAUCCAGCAGCGGUGGCCGAAGUCAUGCGACUGCGCGACAAGGUAGCUGCUAGGGACGAACAGGCCAGACGAGCACAAAGAGCUGCUGCCGAAGCUCAAGAGGCGGUGGGCAGGGAAUCGGCGAUCAACCAGGGUUUCCAGCGAGACGUCGACAAUGCGCGGCAUCGCCUUCUCACCGUCCAGGGCUCCCUCGCGGAGCUUUCGGAAGAAAAUGCGGGGCUGAGGCGAGAGCUCGAGAACGAGAGGAUCAAGACUGUCGCCGGCUCACGGCGCUUGGCGGAUGCCGUCGAUCGCCAGGACAAUGCUCUCGCCGAAGUCCGCCGUGAUUCGGCGCAACUACGGGAGCAACGUGACAGGCUUGCUCAGGAUUCAGCAAUACUCGGUAUCAAGCUCCACCAGUUGAGAAAGAAGCAAGCAGCACGUCGCCUCCUUCACGCGUUGUACCUAGCAAGGCAUCGCUCGCUGGCCACGGCCUUACGAGCCUUGGUAGUUCGGGUCACGAACGACAUCCACCUGAAAAAGCAAACCCGUCAACAAGAGGAGCACGCCUCCGAAGUCGCAUCCCUAGAGGCAGACGUACAGGGGGCAGAGACCCGGUGCAGGAACGCCCGACGCGGCCUUGACGCUCUUCGAGACUCUCGGGAGACCGUAUCCCGGUUGACUGUCAAGGCCUGUUGGCGACGUCAUCAAGGUAUGGUCAUUGCGGGCGCUGCCGCGGAAGAGGAGAAACCAGGCGGUGACGCCUCCGCCCUUGUGGUGCGGUGGUGCUUUUGGGGCUGGGCAAGGGUCGCGCAGGGCGGGUGUACGGCCGUGGCAAAGAAGGCCCGGAGGGUGGAAGCGGAGAAAGAGCUAGCUGGAGCCAGGGAGCUGUUGUUGGCUGCUGACGAGAACGCCCGAUGCGCCGAGGCUGAGCACAAUCAACACCUGGCAACGGCGGAAGCCCUGGCGGAACAGAUCAAGCAGCGCACAGCUGAACUGGAAGUCGCGCGCACUGCUCUAGGCGCCGCCAAAAGCACGGCGUCGUCGGCUAGGGGCCGCUGCAUCCGCCUAGGCGCGGCACGCGUGCUCAAAGUCUUGGAACGGAAUCGGCGCGACCGUCUUGCGCAGACCUUUUCUUGCUGGGUUGAUGCUGGACGAGUGUUCCCCGUUGUCCCAUCAACCGAAGAGGACAUCGCCUCCCUUGGUCCACAAGAAGGCCGAAGAGUUGUUUCCGAGACAUGCGCAGGACACAGGCAGGGGCUGGCACAACAACAAGGAGAUGCCCUAGCACGGUCACGAGAUGGUUUUGGACCGCCAACAGCCGACAGCACGACUGAUCUUUGUGCUCUGUCAACCACUACUUCGGGCGGGAGGGGUGCGCAGGGAGGGAUGCACACGGCAGGUAUAGACGAAGACAAGGGGUUUGUCGUGGCGUCGACAGAGGACGAAGGAGGCGGGGCACAUCUCGAUGCGCUGCCCUCUGUCGCGGCGAGCAAUGACCGGUCAAGAGACAACAGAAGAGACGCUCACACCGAUGGCGUCAACGAUACGAUGGCAAGCAACGGAAACACACCGGCACCACUCGAUGUUAGCUCGAUUCCUUCGACCCCGGUGACUGCUUCACACAAACGACCAAGCAACCAAGACCAGCGCACACCAAGGUGUAGCUCCCUUUUCGUUGACGGUUAUCCUUCUCCAGGUAGACGAUCCACCACGUCGCUCAGCACUGCUUCGAGCAAACCAGCUGCCAGCAAGUCUAGCAUCAGCGGUGCUUCCAAUCCCGUCUCGGGCCCUGGUGGCAGCGGCUGGCCCGCGAACCCAGACCUCCCUCGACUGGUGCUAUCCUUACGGGCAGCGGUCGGGGAGGAGCUCUAUGCCGUCGGCGAGCGUCUCCUGCGGUGCGUCGAGGCCGACUACCGCGAGACCCACGGCAGGUCGUACCAUCCGGUCCCGAUUACGCCGGCCGAACGCGAGCAGUUCCGUGUUUGCCUGGAGGACGCCGCUCGGGGGCGGCUGAGGCGUGCGGUCUUGACCUUCUUGCGAGUGCAGGAAUCGCACCGUGCUGCUGCCGUCGAGAAGGACCGUGGCAAUGUAGAGAAGACCCGACAAGGGCGACGAGUCAGGGUGAACGGUUGGACAUGUGGUGGUGGGGGCGGCGGUGCUGGUGGUGGCGGAUGCCUGCGUGGCGCGAGGCGCAAGAGCGCGCGAAACGCCGAGGAGGGACAAGAUGGAAUUUCUUCCUUGACCACUGGUCCCUUGUCAACUACUGCGGAAAAAGCGAGAGCUGCCAGAGUACUGCGAGAUCGGCUCGUUCCACUUCUAGAAAACGCUGCCGACGCGUGGGGCCGCCAUCGCCAGCCAUGGCAAAAUACGCCUCGCGCCGUUGGGAGGAGAGCAGCAACAGAGAGCGAUAAAAGUCGCUUUCAGCGGAGAACAACGGUCUCAACGAGGCAGAAAAACAACCCUCAUCGCCUCCGGAGAGGCAACGGCGAUGAGACGGGACUGUCGUCUCCUGGUCGUGGGAGGUUGUGCUGCCUAGACUCGGGGGCAGGGCCUCGGAAAUUCUGGGAGGCUGUGGCGGGCCCUAGGCUUGUCGAGGCCAGUUGGAACGUGGACAUUAAGGCGCUUGAACAACAACUGUGGGAUCUCGCGAUGCUCGUGAGGGGGCCAGACCUACGAAGGCCAUCGCGGGCGUCACCAACGGUUGGCGCUAAACCGAUGCGAGCUUCUUCGAAGGACCCUCGAUGUACGCGUCUUCGAGGUGCUGCUGUUGUACACGCGGACUCGACUGAUCUGGGACGGCAUCGACAACGAUGA
Ectocarpus siliculosus is the source of this 3111-nucleotide messenger RNA. Lineage: Eukaryota; Phaeophyceae; Ectocarpales; Ectocarpaceae. The record is from the annotation of a GenBank genome assembly.